AUGGCGCAUCCCUACGGGCGUACAUUUUCUCCCACUCCCGAUGAGAAUCGGCCAUAUCCUACUCGCCGAGCAUCUAGCGCGCGGCCCGCAGGUCGCGCUGCACCUCCUCCUGGCUCCACCCGCAAGGAGUCAGUGUCGGCGGACAAACACCCGCGGCACGCUGUGACAGAGAAGCCUCUUCCUCACCGCCCCCAGUCCGCAUACCACCAUCAUUCAAGGGACAAUAGCCGAGAGACGGACGCGAUGACCAUGAUUGCGAUGAAGUAUCGCAAACACUACGUGCGACAGGAGGGCACGGUGACACUCGUCCUGUCGGGCCAUAGUGGAUCCGGUGAUUUGCCUGUCUACCAUAGCGGUAGCCUGGUACGAGGGCUAGUGACCCUCUUGAAAACGGACAGUGUGUCCUCCGUAGUCGUGAACGUGGAAGGCUCGGUGCGGGUGCGAGAUCUGCAAGGCGGCGACGGCGCCUCGUACUUUCUAUCAGAGACGUUGUUCUCAUGGGACGGACAUGGGACAGCGCCGCACGAGUUCAACUUUGAGACGUCGAUGGGGACGUUCAUUCCUCCUACGUCUGAACGGCGACUCCUUCCUCCCUCGUUCUCGGCGAGACUCAGUCAGAUCCUACCCGGCUUCAGCGUAUCCGUCCGCUAUGAGUUUGUCGUUAGCGUCAUGAGAAAUGCGGGGCCACUGGAGUUUUGGAAGCGGCGUACACGACUACGGGUACCUUUCACAUUCAAACCUCUAACUCGCCCGCCCGCUCCAGGUCCGUUCCCGGCGAGGGCUUUUCGCGGAGGGUCUUUGCAUCCUCAGACUCUUUUCAUUGACUCUGUCCCUCCGCGCGAGAUCGGCGCCGAUCCGAUCGAGAGUCACGUCUUUUUACCAGGAGGUCAGAUAGUGCCAGCAGCGGACCGUAUGACAUUCAUCGUAUCAUUACACGCCCGCGACGCCAUCCUGGCGCCGUUGAUCCACGGCGCGCCAAUCCUGCCGUCUUUCCUCCCCAUCAGCCCAUCACCACUUCCAGCGUCUUUGCCUUGCAACUCUGCCAAUGAGAGCACCCAGAGUCUCGGGAGUGGAACGAGGAGUCGCCCAUCUAUCGUGAAUCGCCUACUGGAGGCCCCCGCUACACGGGCACCAUUGAGCGUUCGCUUGGAGCGACAUAUCGUACUUGAUGCUCGAGACCCGCGGGGUGAUAAACUGGGCUCCGGUAUAGGAUGGGUACGCGGGAGAAGGAUUCUGUCAACUGAGGUCCUUGCGGAAGGUCAACUGCAGCACGCUAAGGCCGGCAAUAAGCGUGUGCGAUGGCGAGGAGCAUUGGACAUUCCUUCCGGCGCAUCCUGUCCAGGAUUCGCAGCAGGUCGGCUCAGUGUACAGGAUUUUCUCGUCAUCACUAUCGAUAUGCCAGGCAUGCAAACGCACGAGUUGCCCUUCAGACAGACUAUCCCCAUUCGUCUAACUUCGCAUUCUGCGCGAGCGGCGUCGGCCGUUCAGUUGACAGACCCUGAAGUCUUUUAA
This is a messenger RNA of Peniophora sp. CBMAI 1063, 1512 nucleotides long. The record is from the annotation of a GenBank genome assembly. NCBI's taxonomy places the organism in Eukaryota, Fungi, Basidiomycota, Agaricomycetes, Russulales, Peniophoraceae.